This is a messenger RNA of Hemibagrus wyckioides, 1539 nucleotides long. RefSeq lists its product as uncharacterized. The transcript has 8 exons. The record is from RefSeq and is a predicted model, not a curated record. Gene Ontology annotation, cellular component: membrane. Bases 376 to 990 code for a protein of 204 amino acids. NCBI's taxonomy places the organism in Eukaryota, Metazoa, Chordata, Actinopteri, Siluriformes, Bagridae.
AUUACUUUCUUCUCCUCCCACACCCACGACGUAGAACCCUAGUGUAAAUACUGCAGUUCGCCACACCACACAACAGAACCCAGAAGCGUUUGCAUAAUACAUACCCAGCUUAAAAUACCGACACACACCGACAACUCUGCAUUUGCAAUCAAGAUUACUCUAGAGUAAGGAAGCACUGGGCUGCAAUUUCGCCCUCGUUUGUGUCCGGAUUGCUUCACCUCAUUGCAUACAGAGUGCUGCAGCGGUUUGGACCACUCCUCGGUUUUUCAGCAUCACCUCUGCACGGCUCAAGUCCCAGACUGGGAUGCUGUGAUGUUGCUGUGAUGCUGAUUAAUGUCGUGUCGCUGACUGUGUUUGGCUCACACACAGAGCACCAUGUCGCUGUAUCCGUCUCAGAUUAAGGCGUUCAAGAGCAGCGAGCCCAAAACCCUUGGGGCAGUGCAGAUCAUCAUUGGCUUGCUGACGGUCAUUCUGAGCACGAUUGUGUAUAAACUGCACUAUCACAUCCAGCGGGAGGUCAUCAUCCUCAUCCUGAAUGGUGCUCAACUCCUUAUCACUGGAAUUGUCUUGGUGCAUACUGGUAGGAGACCCUCUAAAUGUCUGGUGGGUACAACUAUUGUUUUGCAGUUGCUAACCGCAGCAUUUGAUAUUGUCGGAUUUGGUCUCAUAGCCCGACAUGUACCCUUUCGUGGGGAAUCGUACUACUACAGAGACACUGAGUGGUGUUGUGACCCACGCCAUUCAUUGUGGGCUUGCUGUGGAGAAGGAGAUAAAAAGGGACAGAGAGAGUUCCUGGUGAAUGGCAUUCUGGGCACCUUGAUUGGCUCUUUGGUAUUAGUGUGUAUUAUCGGUUUGGUUGUGGCACUUUUCGGAGUGUAUGCCCUGUCUGUUAGUGCUAUUAAGGAGUUGACACCUAUUCCCAACUCCAAUGCAAAGGCACAGUAUGGUUCUGGAGAACAGGCCAGGACUAAUGUGCGUAAUGGGAACUGACAGAACAAAAUCUCUCACAAGAUAAGGUCAACGGUUUCAGCACAGUUUCAUACCAAUCAAAAGAAACAACUGGUUCACCUCUAAAUCACACACAAGUAAAAAAAACAAAAAACAAAAAAAACCUUUCGUGACAGUGUAAAUAAUUUGUAAAAUUGUUAGCUCCUGUUAUUUGGCUGUUUUCGCACUCUGCAAUGAAUUUUGAUGGCUACACAGUUGCUAGAACUACAUUCAUUUUCCACUAAUAAACAAGUUUGUUUGCAUAAAAAUGCUUAUGUAGUAUCAGUAAUCAGCAAGCCAUAGACGUGAAUGCUGUGAGACUGUUUAGAAAUGUAGGUAACAAUUCUUUUUUUAAUAUGCUUAAUAAUGUUCAAAUUAGACAGAUUGUUCACAAUAAUUCAUGUUUGUACUGGACUUCAACCGCUUUAAAAACAAAGAAAGAAAUAUGACUGAAGAUGUAUAAUAUAGUGUAUUAUUAAUGCAAGUCUGUGCUGGGGUGCAGUAGAACAUCAUUUGCAUGAAACAUCAUUCAAAUUAUAAGGCUAGCAAAGA